AUGGAGGGGACCGCGUGCAUCUCUAACUUCAGAGAAGCAUGCCUUGACUCGGAGACCAGGCUCAACGUCCUAUUCGAUGAAUUCUUGAGGCAUAUGGAGAGCAGUGCCAGUAAGUGCCACCAAAGCGAUGUCCCGCAUGGGUCUCGAGCCCAACACUGCCGGCAAACCCCUACUGUGCCUUUGAAGAAGGAAAAUGGCACCAAGACACAGGUGCACUCAAACAUGGAGGAGGUGCUCAGGCAGGCGCAACACAGAGAAGCCGAGCACAAAUCACCUACCGCUCAGCUCGUGAAGAGGCUCUAUCCCACUUUACUUCAAGUGCCUGAUUCACUGAUGGGAACACAGCUGGAUCCAUCUCCAAACGCCGUUCUGAAGGUACUGUAG
This is a messenger RNA of Pelobates cultripes (western spadefoot toad), 384 nucleotides long. Lineage: Eukaryota; Metazoa; Chordata; Amphibia; Anura; Pelobatidae. The record is from the annotation of a GenBank genome assembly.